Molecule: messenger RNA, 1542 nt
Organism: Exophiala bonariae
Lineage: Eukaryota; Fungi; Ascomycota; Eurotiomycetes; Chaetothyriales; Herpotrichiellaceae
Exons: 1
Coding region: 1-1542 (513 amino acids)
Source: RefSeq, a predicted model, not a curated record
AUGGCCACUUUGGACCACGCAUCUGAAGGGCCAGGGUCAAGAAUGCAUCACUUGUUCAAGACCUGUCCGGAUGUGACUUGUGGCCACACAGUCUCUUCACGUCUCCAUCAAAUCGAAAAAACACAGCGAGAUACUGGAUUUCAAAUCGCUGACAUUCACAGAUUCGAGGCGGUCGUUGAUGAACUGAAGAAGCAGAUCCGCAAAUUGGAUUUCGAGAACAAAGAUUUCCAAAAGGACAUCGCUUCUCUCGAACAGGUCAAUAAGGCGCACGAGCAGGAAAAGGACGGACAAACCAGAACUAUCGACAACUUGCAUACGACGCUUGCUGACUUGAGAAAGAAGCUUGCAAAAGCCGGGGAUGGAACGAAGCGGGAGAAACAAAGAAAAGAACACGAGAAUGCUUUAGCAAAAGCACACAAAGAAGGCGAGGCGAAUCGCAAAAAGUGUGAAGCCUUGAAGAAGGCGAGUGUGGAGUUGGAGAAGGACAACAGCGAGUUAAGGAAAUCGAGAGAUGAGGCUGCAAACAAAGCUCGGGAAUCUGAAAUCAAGAUUGAAGAACUCAUCGCAAUGACGGAAAAAGCAAGUGCUGUGGCCAAGAAGCGGUUGUUGGAAGAUGGACGGAAGAUCAAAGAGGCCGAACAACAGGCCGAGACUGGUAGGACGAAGAUUAUGGAUCUCGAAACCAAAUCCCUUCAGUUCGAACAACAAGCCGCCACUAAUGCAGCAACGAUGAAAAGACUGGAAAACCAGUUGAGCAAUGCUGGGAAAAAGGCCAGUACAGAUCAAAUGACGAUUGAGCAAUUGAAUACCCAACUUCUUGAUAUGAGUCAGAAGCGCUCUGCAGACGAGGCAAAGGUUAAGAGACUGGAGGCUCAAAUAUUUGAACAGACCGAACACCUCAACACUUUGAGGGAAGCUCUACAGGAAGAGAAGAACCGAAAUGAAAUCUUCAAGCAAGAGUCUGAAGACCACAAGCAGAAAACAACCGAUAUCCUCGCACAUGUUCAAGGCUAUAUUUUUGAGGCAAUCAACAGUCACAUACAAGAUCAUAAUCAGGAUCGAGAUCCGUUGAGAGGGCAAGGACAACCAGAGCAAACAGCAGGAUAUCAAAUUCAAUCGCCAGACACCGGAUACGAAAGCUCUUUGCACACAAACACUGCUGGAUCCACCCCGAUCGCGCAUGUGGAGAGUAAACCAACAUCGCGGGAAAACCACGCUCAGUUGAGACCUUAUUCACCUGAAGGAGGUGAGACUGAUCGGUCUCGAAUUGCAUUUACUCCCAGACAGCAAAUCAUGCUCGCAGAGCCCCGGAGAGAGCGAGAGAUACCGCCAUUCACACUUCCACCUCCCAAGUCAAGCCCUGUGGCCGGCACGAAUACGCAAGACCUACGAAAUGACCCGGCCCUCAAAUCCACCCCUCCGCGUGGACCUCGACGAAGCACGUCGCAACACCCAGAUGGGGAGAACAGAGGUACGCCACGAAGACGCCAGGAUUCUGGGUCGCAACGUGGUUGGGAUUCGUACAGACCAGGCGAUUCAUGA